AUGGACCAUUAUAAUACUAACGGCCCUAGGAAUGGGUUCAAAUCUGUUCAGGGUCCUGGCGAACAAAACGGCAUCUCGCGACCGUUCACGCUGCAGGAGUCGUUGCCUUAUUCUCCGCAGACAUCAACAGUACCUUUUCUUCCUGAUAUUAUUCCGGACCCAAGCGUCGGAUCAGGAUCACCAUCGCUUCGGAUCUCGGAUCUGUUCUCGACCCAAGAUUAUGACAGAGUGAACCAGGAAGGUACAAGUCAGCUGAGUGCCGCAAAAAACCUGAAGCAAACAGUUGAUCAUGUUUUGCAUGAUCUGAAACCGUCAAAGCGAACUCAAUACAAAUUCCCCUCGUUACCCAACGGAACACCAUCAAGCUUGGCGUCGACUCACAACAAAAGCAUUUCGCAAAGUUUAUCACCGAUAGCCAAGGCGGUAUACGAACGAGUUGGCAGCUUCUUCAAGGCCACCAAGCAUAAUCUCGGUAGCCCUAAGCUGUUAAACGGAGAAGCAGAACAGGCUUCAAAGUUGACUGCCCACUCAGUAUCGCAAAGCCCAACGAUCCAUAUACAGUCGCAAGCCCUUGCGAACAAAAACACAGGCAGUGGAAAGACGAAGAUAGAGGUCGCAAUCUCCACGAACCAGUCAUUCGAUCGCUCACAAUAUGCCGAAAUUUCAGAUGAUCAUUACGAUCAGAAUAUAAUCACCCCACAUGAUCAAUUAAUUGUGGAAGCGCAACAAUACAGCCAAUCAAAUAUAUUAACCGCAAAGCCUCCUAUUGUUGUUAAUAGUGCCGGCCUUAGCAUUGAACUUCCAUCUGCAGCAGUCAAUAGAGAAGAGUAUCAGGAAUUCAAGGUUGCUCCAGAUGCACCCGAGAAUCUCUCAGUCAGACGAAAAGAAAGACAGGAUAUUGUAGACGGCCAAGAUAUUCUUGGGACUAGUCUUGACCAACGACAGCGAGGAGAGGCUGCACUGGAUGCCCUCGACGCCCUCAUGCGGCAAGUCUUUUCAGCAGUUGGCGGCGCCUUGGUUAUGGAAUCGGGACUAGAACAUAUCGUUUAUCUGACAGAUUCAGAACCUGCAAUGACGGCCACAACGCAACAGAAAAUGCACACAGCCAUUCAAAAAGUCAUUGGCCUGAGGAGUUUCAAUGGCGUCCCCCUUGAGAACCUUCUUAAAGUCAUGAAGCUGAGCGAAGCUAGCUUGAAACAAGCUGAAGGUCUCGACAUCCGCGUUGAUGAGAGCUGGGAUGAACCGGCCGUCGAAUCAUGGGUUCAGCAGCUCGGGGAACUGGAAACGGCUCUAAAAGCUGCGCGGACUUGCCUCCGAAUCAUGUCGGGAUGCAGAGAAGACAAGCAGCUAUACUCAGAAGCGGUCAUCACCAAAUGCGUCAACAUAUACAAGGCAGUAACCGAGGAUGUUGUGAUGCCUCUUGUUGAACUCCGCAAUUCUGGCAGCUCCGGUGCUUUGUUCAAACUGGUCCAGAAGCAUAAGAAGGCAGUUGCCUCCAUUUUUGUCUGCUGUCAGAAGCUAUCGGCUCUUCUUGCAGAGCUUAUCACCAAUAUCGAAUUGUCGGAAACAGUCAUCAACACACUCGAAUUUACUGCAUCUAAACUGAUCUUUGUGGAGAAUGCCUACUUUGAAAAAGAUUCCGCCAUCGGCAUCCAAAAAUUUGAUGGAAUUCGCUCAGUUGCUAUGGAUAUGCUCUGUCAAAUAUUCUUGAUAAAACCGGAGCAGAGACAGGGCAUCAUUGAUGACAUCUUGACUUCAUUGGAGAAGCUCCCUGUGGGCAAACUGAGUUCGAGACAAUUCAAACUGGCUGAUGGAGGCAGUAUUCAACCCGUUUCGACUCUUAUCAUGCGCCUCGUCCAAGCCAGUUCUGGUCGGGUUGGGGGCGGCAAUGGUACCGGACAAGGCCCUAAUAUCCGAGCCAUAGGUGCGGAUGAUUCAGGAGAGGAUGACGAGGAUGAUCGACCGGUGAAGCGAAACCAAGCAACUGCCACCAUUCUGAGCGAGGAACAAGGCGCCCAGCAACCUGCAGUGGCAAUACAAGAAUUGGAAGGUGUUGCGGCCCCAUUGAUUGAUACUGCUGUCCGGAAUGCAUCUUACGUCAUCAACUUCAUGGUCAAGCGAGCCAUGGGCUCAACCAAGUCUGGAGACACACCUUAUCGCAAUCUGCUUGAUCUUUUCGUCGAUGACUUUACGACAUGUCUUGACGUGCCAGAUUGGCCUUCCGCAGAGCUUCUACUGCGCCUGCUCAUGGUCAUGAUGGUACAGUUGUUCGAGGCGCCUAAAACGGCAGCGCCAGCCAAAAAUAUGGCUUUGGAACUUCUGGGAACCAUGAGUGCUGCCAUAUCGCGUCUCAGAUCGCACGUGAAGAAAUCUGCGGGUGCAUUUAUUAGCAGUGAUGCUGGCGAAUACUCACAGUAUCUAUCCGAGCUGGCGACUCACUGCCUCGAACAGAGAUGCCCAAUGGAGAACAUUGUUGCAUGGGCCGGACCAUAUCGAGGUGUUCUUGAGUAUCUCCAAGAAAGAAGCUCGGAGGAUCCUCAUCUGUCCAGCGCAGUAUCUUUUCUGAUUUCUGACUGGGCGACUAGAAUUCAUACCACAUACGACAGUAUACAAGACAACGAUUCGGAAGGCGAUAAGGAGCUGGGUCGAUCGGCUUUCCGGUUGCGAAUGAUGAUAGAAGACCGCCAAUGGCUUGCAAGCGAGUAUACGUUCAAGGCAGUGACGAAUAGCCAAGCAAAGUUUGCAUUUUCGAUCAUUCUUUUGAGAUCACCUUUCUGCGAGUCCUUCGGCAAAAUUUUGAAUAUCCUCCUAGGCUCUAUGGCGAGUGAUCAAGCUACAGUCCGCAGCAAGAGUUUGAAGAGCGUCAAUCAGGUGCUCGAAACAGAUCCCUCUAUCCUGGACGGUGACUCGACUGUUAUUCAGCUUAUUCUGGAUUGCGCCAGUGACUCCUCAACACAAGUCAGAGACUCGGCUCUGGGAUUGUUGGGUAGCUGCAUCAGUAUGCGCCCUGCCCUGGAGGCAUCGCUCACCCCCAAGAUUAUUGAUCGGUUCCAGGACGCUGGUGUCGGUGUGCGAAAGCGAGCAAUGAAGCUGGCACGUGAUAUUUACCUGCGGAAUCGGGGCAAAAAUCUCCGCAGUGCCAUUGCCAACGGUCUGCUCCGCCGUGUUCAGGAUCCUGAUGAAGGUGUGAGAGACCUCGCCCGCCAGAUGAUUGAAGAAGUUUGGUUUGCACCUUUUUAUACCAACGAGAACACUGCCAGCUUCGAGACGUCACUUGCAGAACAUGUGUCACUUGUCAUUCAAACUGUGAAAGGGGGUACUGUCACCGAAAUCUUGGACAAGGUGUUCCAGACUAUCCUCAAACCUGGUAGCAAGUCUCUGGAUGGGCCAUUUGGAGUCUGCUCGAGACUGGUCGGGAUUAUGUUUGGAUUGAUUGACAACCCCGAAUCGGAAGAUCCAACCGUCCCCUCUGGUCGCGAUGCCUUGCAAGUUCUGACCAUCUUUGCAAAGGCUGACCCAAAUCUUUUCAAUUUUGAGCAAAUUAAGCUGCUCAAGACACAACUCGCCAGUUUUACAGGUGCAGAUGAACUGGCUGCCUUUCGAGCGGUCACAGUUAUUUACAAACGAGUGCUGCCACAGCUACCCAACAUGCAUGCAGAAUUUUUGGCCGACGUACGACUGCAGCUGCUUAAAGGCAUUGGUAAAAUCUCAUCUCGCGGGGCGUUAGACGACCUGAUUGCAUGCGCUCAUACCGUGUGCGAGUUGCUCAAGGACUUUGCGCCGCUGGGUAACCUCGUUGCAUCGAGCUUGAUGGGAAUACAGAAGCUGAGCAAGGUACCGUUGGAUGCGAAACGUCUUCACCAUGUCGCGGCCUAUUCAAUCAUCGUAGGCAGCGUUGGAAAACAUUGCGAUCUCGACAAGCAAGCUCGCAUCUUCCGCGAGAGGUUCCCAGGUUGGAAAGGAGACUCAGUGCCGAAGCUAAUAGUCGAUAUUCUCUCGCCGUUCUCAUCGCCACAACAGCCACUGGACGCACGAAAAGCGUCCAUUGAAGCUAUAGGUCUCGUCUGCCAGUCUUGGCCCCGAAAUUAUGAUCUCGUCAAGGUGUAUACUGCAUUCCAGCAGGUAUUCCAAGACAAGAUACCCAUUCUUGAGACAAUGAUUCUGAGAUCCUUCAAAGAAUUUCUUGUGACAGAAGAGAGACGAUCGGAAGCAGCUGCUGAAGCCCCCAAGGAGAAGAACAAGGAGCUGACAGUCAUGGGUGGCACCAAUUUUGAUGAUGUUGCCAGCGGCGCUACACAGCGCUUCCUCAAAGAUAUUACCCGGAUUGCCUUGUCAAGUCAAGACGAACAUGCAUUCCUGGCUAUGGAAGUUCUGGGAAGCAUCAAUCGUCAAGGGCUGACUCACCCCAAGGAGACUGGCGUUACUUUGAUUACGCUGGAAACAUCUGCCAAUAGGAAGAUCGCAGAGCUGGCAUUCAUGGAACAUCGAUCUCUGCACGAAAAACACGAGACUGUCCUGGAGAGAGAGUACGUUAAAGCGGUUCAGUCUGCUUACAAUUAUCAACGAGACAUUGUCAAUGACUCGCAUGGAGCAACCACGGACCCGUUUCAGUCGAAGCUUCACCUGCUCAUGGAGGUUUUGAAGAUCAGCAAGAUGAAAAACCGCCAACGCUUCUUGGAAAAGUUGGUUGGGCAAGCAGACUUUGAUUUGGGAAAUCUGAAUGUCGAAAUAGAAAUGCCGCAUCAGGUAGACUUUGCGCGAUUCAUUGCAGAGAAUCUAGCGUUCUUGGAGUACCACUCGAUUGGAGAGCUGCAGACUACGGUCCACACGAUCGAGAAGAUGGUUGCGAGUACGGGUGCGACUGUGGCCCAGGCGAUUGAAUCCGAAGUCUUCAACGUGCGAAUGGAUGUAGACCAGCAAGAGCAGGCACAACCCCGGGUGGAAGGAGUUGCGCAGGUAAUUCCAACUCAGUGCGAUGUACCAACGGUCGCUGCCCCAGCGCCAAUCCUCUUGGUUGAACCACAGCGCCUUCGACAACUAACGGCUGGGGCGAUGAUCCUUCUCUCCCUCUGGGAGGUACGAAGUCACCUACGCAGACUGUUCGGUAUGGGCACGAGUCGGCACGACAGCCGUGCCAAGGCUCUAGCAAAGGAUUUGAAUAGAACACCGCUCAAGGUGCAAGGCGUUCACGGUGAAAGAGUAUGGGACGAAAUCGUGUCCCACAUGAAUGGGCUUUCCAGCCAGGAGAGCAUGGUACAGAAGUGCAAGGCGUUUGUGGAGUUGAUGAAUGUCGACAAGGAGUUCAAGGUGGCUGAGGAAGAUGACGACAUGGGCAUGGGUGGGCCAGGGACCCCGAGCGAAGGCGAGGAGGAGGAAGACGGAGGUGACAGAGGCCGCAAGAGAAAGGCGACGGGAACCCCUGGCGGACGCAAGAAGAGAGCUCGAUCGGGGUCACAGACACGCAAAAGAGGUCGGCCACGCAAGCAAAGCGUGGAACAUAGCGACGACGGAGAGUUUGACGGGGACUGGAUCUAG
Messenger RNA from Metarhizium album ARSEF 1941, 5535 nucleotides. Its product is annotated as sister chromatid cohesion protein Mis4. The record is from RefSeq and is a predicted model, not a curated record. Gene Ontology annotation, molecular function: chromatin binding. The transcript is spliced from 3 exons. Gene Ontology annotation, biological process: regulation of gene expression; replication-born double-strand break repair via sister chromatid exchange; establishment of mitotic sister chromatid cohesion. Bases 1 to 5535 code for a protein of 1844 amino acids. NCBI's taxonomy places the organism in Eukaryota, Fungi, Ascomycota, Sordariomycetes, Hypocreales, Clavicipitaceae. Gene Ontology annotation, cellular component: Scc2-Scc4 cohesin loading complex.